Messenger RNA from Gopherus flavomarginatus (Mexican gopher tortoise), 997 nucleotides. Its product is annotated as protein PML-like. The record is from RefSeq and is a predicted model, not a curated record. Gene Ontology annotation, molecular function: nucleic acid binding. The coding region runs from base 71 to 784 and encodes 237 amino acids. The transcript is spliced from 4 exons. Lineage: Eukaryota; Metazoa; Chordata; Testudines; Testudinidae.
AUCAACAGCAGUGAAAAGGGUAGUAGAUAUAAGAGAAUAGCAGAGCAAACCCAAGCCACAGCUGUCCAGCAUGCUAGAGGGCAGCAAGGACUCCUCCUCAUACCUGCGGUUCGAAUGGGAAAGCAGCGCACCAGGCUUUGGGGUUGUGGCCAGCGCUGGCUUUGGGGGAAGCACGCUGGUGUUCUUCGACAUGAAGGUCAACAAAGACACACAGAUGAUCACUCAGCUGGCUGCAGCGAAUGGAGAAAACAGCUUUAAGGUUGUGAUACAAACCCCAGAGUCUGUGCUCAGUUUGAUUUCACAAGGUGUCUCCCUUGAGACAGGGCUAGAGCACUUUCUCUGCUACCUCCGCUCUGUUCCCAAGCCCAUCUUAGUUGUAUAUAACUUCUGGACAUCGGAGCUCACUGUUCUCUUUAAAGCCUUGGAUUCUUUUGCCAAGAAAUGGGACUUCUGCACAAAUGUCUGUGGUUAUCUGGAUACCCUGCCUUUAAUUAAGGAAAAGAUUCCCACGUUUGGUCUCUAUAAAAUGAAGAGCCUGGUGAGAAUGUACCUGCACAAGCCUCUGAACGACAGCAGCGCUCUGGCAUCGGUGAAGGCCCUAAGGGAUCUGUGUAAACUUCUGGAGAUCCACACAGAUCCAGAUCCGAGGCUUGUACUUUCUCAUUGCAACCUCGAAUCUUACACUUCCCUCCAGCCUUUGCUGCAGGAGAAAUUGCUAACCAGGUCUGCCACAAAGACUCUGGCAAUGCGCAAUAUGGUCCUCUGUGAACUGCAGGAGUCGUAGCAGGAGAGAGGGCUGCCAGUGAUUUCAGGUCUCCUGAGAGGAAGCUGCUAAACAGCUAAAAACAGCUCUCCCUUUUCCUAGCAAGAGUGCAACAAACUGCUUGAGGCUGUUACUGAGCUACCUAUCCUUAGGUGCUUUUAGCAUGUCAGUCACCACCAGACUGUCCCAGUGCUCUAUCUGUCACGUAUGAUUAAAUUACUUUUAAAACUAAAA